Messenger RNA from Ananas comosus (pineapple), 697 nucleotides. RefSeq lists its product as uncharacterized. The record is from RefSeq and is a predicted model, not a curated record. NCBI's taxonomy places the organism in Eukaryota, Viridiplantae, Streptophyta, Magnoliopsida, Poales, Bromeliaceae. The transcript has 4 exons. The coding region runs from base 78 to 569 and encodes 163 amino acids. Gene Ontology annotation, molecular function: cysteine-type endopeptidase inhibitor activity.
UCCCAACGAUUUUGAGCGGUUUAAAACACGCCUCCUCUCUCGAUUCACCCUCCCUUCUUCUCCAGCCGCUUCUCCAGAUGCGUAAAGAUACAUCAAUGAUGUUGCACAAAGGUGAGGAGCCAGGGGAGAAGAUGAAUCUAAUGGAUUAUGAGUAUUCCUCUUCAGAGGAUGAUGAUUACGUCCGGACAGACGGUACACGCAGAAGGACCCGUGAAGAAUGGAUUAGAUAUUAUAAACAAAUUGAGGAAAGCGAGGGAUUUGACGUUGAUCCGAUUCCGGGCACAUGUGAGCAUGGUCUUACAGGGUUAGAGAAUUUUGAUUCUGUAACCCUCGUCGAAAGUACGAAAGCGGCUAUUGAACAUUUUAACAUCGAGAAUAAUACGAGCUAUAAGUUUGUAAAGAUAGAGAGGGCAACUUGCUGCGUUGCCGCAGGAUUUGAGUAUCGUAUUACUUUUCAAGCAGUUGAUGGUGAAGCCGAACCCAAAACAUUCCAAGCUAUAACGUUUUAUUGGAUAGAUUGUAGUAUUACUGUUGACUUUUGCAGGCUUAAGUCCAGUGCAAGUUCAUAAAAUGUGUAUUUCUAGUUAUUUGUUUUUUAUACUUUCGAGUCAUAAACUCAUAAUUAUGUGCAUGUAAUACUUAAUUAACUGAGACAUUUCUUAUUUAAUUGGACACUCUUUUAUAGUUUAGACUUGCA